CACUGAUCAUUUACACUGACGAGGUGUGUAUCGUGCAUUUAUCAGCAGUUAGAAAAUUGUGAAGGAGUAGAGGUCAGAACGUGGCAAUAGUCGACUUGUGGUGACUUAAACGCGAAUUUAGUAAACAACGUUAUUAGCUGUCCGUAUAAACUAUGUGCUUUGGAAGAUACGAUGGAAAUAUGACUAGUGUCCAAGUGACUCUGUGAAUUUAGGUUAUUUUGUGUGCGUUUAAAGUAGGACGUCUAUUUUUCCCAGAUUUGCCUUCAAUUAUUCAGUACUGGCUUUCACAAUGAAGGGUUUAAAGAAAAUCUUUUUGUCUCCACGUAAGCUUACAACACAGCACAAUGACGUUGCCCAUCCAGCCUCUUUGUGGCGAUAAUACAUCGUUACCAUUACGUGGAGGUGUCACUGGAAGACGAAGAGUUUGCCUAAGCGCAGCUUGGGCUGAUCCACCUACACGACGAGAAAGACGACGAGCCAUUUGCUCUUGGUCCGUCGGUUAUGGUACGCUAACAGAACAGGACGAAUCGCCAAUCAAGCAAGAUUUUCUUCAUAAAAAAGGAAAAGUGGCUGACAACGCCACUUUACUGGAACCGCGGGGCCGCCGUCUAGUCAACUCCAUCGCCAGCACUCAUGCAUCUCCUUCGGCGUCUCGCCGGUCCCGCAGCAAAGUGGAUCUCCUGGCUAUGCCUGGCCUUAAGACCCUUGUAAAUCGUCGCCGAAAUAGCGGAUCAGAAACCCAAGCGCCGUUGGUAAAGCAAAAUGGCAGCUCAGCUAGUCUUAUCAAACCGGCUGCCAGCAUGGCAAGUUUACGGAAGUACGAACCCGUACUUGCACUUACUGGAGUUCUUCGAUCAUCGUCUUCUUCAAGCAGCGUCGAACCUCUACAACCAGUCAACAGACUAAGGAUACCUCCGCAAGACUCAACGUCACGGUUUUGUUCGCGGUGUUCCAGUAUACUCACACUAGCUUCCACUUCGCGGUACUCGUUGAAUUCGUCCACAGGGGGAUUUGUACCCAUUCUAAAGGAAACGCUACUACUUUGUAAACUUUGUCUUGUGGAAGUGCCUUCGAAAGAUGCGUGCUGUAUUGAAGACUGUAAAUGUUCCUUUUGUGCAGGGUGCAUGCGUGUCUACGUCGAAUUCGAAAUAGCGCAAGGAGCUUACGACAUUUCAUGUCCUGACGCCCAGUGUCCAUCUAAGGGAGUCUUGCAUGAAGAAGAGAUAAAAAGACUGGCUGGAGAUGAUUUAUUUGAGAAACAUAAAAAGUACAGAUUAAAUAGAGAAAUAGAAUUAGAUAAAAGUCGCACAUGGUGUCCACGGGCCGGUUGUGAAACGGUGUGUAAUUUAUGUCCAACGCAACAGUGUCAACCUCACAGUGUCCAUUGUCCAAAUUGUACAACAGACUUUUGUAGUAAUUGUAAAUUAGAAUGGCAUGAAGGUCUAACAUGUGAAGAAAACAACAAGAAAUUGGCAAAAGAAGGCAAAGUUGAGGAACCUGGCAUACCUUUCAAUUCAGAUCUCAUUAAAUGCUGCCCCAUGUGUAAUGUUCCUAUUGAAAAAGACGAAGGCUGUGCGCAAAUGAUGUGUAAAAGAUGUAAACACGUUUUUUGUUGGUAUUGUCUAGCCAGUCUUGAUGACGAUUUUUUACUUCGGCAUUAUGAUAAGGGACCUUGUAAAAAUAAAUUAGGCCAUUCUAGAGCUUCUGUAAUUUGGCAUAGAACGCAGGUUAUUGGAAUAUUUGCCGGAUUUGGAAUCCUACUUCUUGUCGCUUCUCCGCUGCUUCUACUAGCUGCACCAUGUAUAGUAUGUUGUAAGUGCCGAGUGUGCAAUGCAGGGACCACUAAAUUAGACAACGAAGAAGACGUUCCUGUUGAAGAACCUUGAUGUGUUUUACAGUGAAAUUAAUUAUACGUUCUUAAUUGCGGUCGUGAAGAUAGUUUUUUAAUUUUACCUGAAUAUUUGAGAAACGUUGAAGAAAAACGAGUUUAGUUUGCACAAUAAAAGUACGAAAAAGUUAAUUAACUAAUUAUAAAGGUUAUUAGUUCAUUUCUUUAAGGUUUCUCACGUCACAAAAAUCAUGUCUAGUCUGGCAUUCAUUGCAUACGGUAUUCGUUCAACCAUCACUGAUUUGUUAAUGUAUGUUGGAGUUUAAACAUGGACGGAAUCUGUGAUAGAACUGUGAUUAUGAAUAACCGUCUGUGUCUUGAACUUAGUUACAUCAUUUAUUUGCUGUUUCAAUUUGAAAUUUUAUAUUUUAAUGAUUAGCUGUUGAUUAGAAUGCUGUGAUAUGGGAGGAGUAGUACGUAUGAAGUAUUACUAAUAAUAACAAUUAGGGAGAUUUAAAGUGCGAACGUUAGGAUAAAUAAUUUUAUUUCAUGUUUUAUAAUUUAACAAUGUUAUUAUUAUGUUACUUUGUGUACAGAACAUUCUGUUUUAUGAAUAAUGUAUUUUUGUUUACUUGCAGUAUUCUACUACACAGCAAAUUAGACAAAGUGAUUUUAAGGCCUUAUUAUCUGUACAGUUUCAUUGUUUAUUGGUUGUUGCAUCUUUUGUUUUGUUUAUUUUUUCAAUCGUAUGUUUAAGACUUAUUUCACUAGAACACAGCUGCUUCAUAUUACACAAUUACCUUUCUCUAUGAAGACAAUUGUGCAUAUAAAAUAAUGUAGCUACUCAUUUAAGUACCUAGUUAUGUACCUAUUAUAUAAUAUCCUAGAGUUAAAUUUAAUAAUUUAACAUCCUGCAUAAAUUUUAUUCGUUUGAUUUUGUUUAUAUUUCUCUUCACAAAAUUCCACUGUUCACAUUUACUGACUUACGCUGUACCUACAUGUACAUAAUGUUAAAACAUCAUAGAUUUAAUUAGGUACCAUGUACUUAUUAUUAAUAA
Zophobas morio is the source of this 2886-nucleotide messenger RNA. RefSeq names its product probable E3 ubiquitin-protein ligase RNF144A. Gene Ontology annotation, biological process: positive regulation of proteasomal ubiquitin-dependent protein catabolic process; ubiquitin-dependent protein catabolic process; protein polyubiquitination. Gene Ontology annotation, molecular function: ubiquitin protein ligase activity; zinc ion binding; ubiquitin conjugating enzyme binding. The record is from RefSeq and is a predicted model, not a curated record. NCBI's taxonomy places the organism in Eukaryota, Metazoa, Arthropoda, Insecta, Coleoptera, Tenebrionidae. Bases 345 to 1886 code for a protein of 513 amino acids. The transcript has 7 exons. Gene Ontology annotation, cellular component: ubiquitin ligase complex; cytoplasm.